AUGUACACUUUAAACCCAACAGCCGGUGCUGAUGGUGACCAGAAACCCUGUGACCAUGGGGGCCAUAAGACAACAAAAACAGAAACGACUCACAUCGAGAAAUCCAGUAGCGGGAGCAAAUCUCAUAGUAGAAUAGAAUCUACAUCUCAUAACCGAUAUGAGAAAUCUCCAGAUCAUGUCAAAGCUGAUUCUGACUCUAAAACUCGUUAUGAGAAUCAUAAUAGCGGAUAUAAUGAACAUAUAAAGGCUAAUGCUACUAGAACUGACACUGAAAGUGGUGGUAAAGAUCAUAUAAAGAAACAUUCUUCUAGUGCCGUUCAAGUAGAGAAGACUAGUGGUGCUUAUAAUCAACAAACUAAAGCCAAUUCUUCUGCUAACAGCCAUUAUGAGCAGAAGAAAGAUUAUGAACAUGCAGAUUAUUCGUACGACACUAAUAUUGAACAGAAGAAUACUGAAACGAAGAAUCAGACUAAGAUAGAUUCUUCUGCAAAUAACACUUAUGAAAAAAAGAAGGACUAUGAACAUGCCGAUUCCUCUUGCAAUACUAAUAUUGAACAGAAGAACAGUGAGAAGAAGGAUGAGACUAAAAUAAACGACUCUUAUAACAGCCAUUAUGAAAAGGACAAAGAUAGAGUAAAUGCGGACUCAUGUUCUAAUACCAAUAUUGAGCAAAAGAACACUGAAAAGGAAAAUGAAAGUAAAGUACAAGAGUCUUCGAAAACCCAUCAUGAGAAGUGUAAAAAUUAUGAACACGCGGAUGAAUCUUCCAAUACCAACAUACAUAAAAAGAACAACAAAAAGAAAGACAAAAUAAAAAUCGACAAUUCGUACAACAGCCAUUAUGAAAAGGACAAAGAUUGCGAGCAUGCAGAUUCUAAUUACAACACAAAUAUCCAACAAAAGAACAGUGGGAAGCAAGAAGAAACUAAUAUAGACAAUUCUACCAACAAUCAUUAUGAGAAAAAGAAAGGCCACAAACACAGAACAUCUUCUUCUAAAACAGAUAUAGAGCAAAAUAACAGAGAAUGGAAAGACAAGACGAACAUAGAUUCUUCUGGAAAUAAUCGCUAUGAGAAGAACAAAGAUUAUGAACAUGGAGAGUCAUCUUCUAACACGAACAUUGACCAAGAACACAGCGAAAAAGAGGAUCACACUAAGAUAAGUAAUUCAUAUGGAAAUACUGACAAGAAGCAUAAACGUGAAUGUCGUCACCACAAGUCACAGAAUGAUGAUAACAAACAAGAUAAUAGCAAUAGCGAUGCUAACAAAGGAGACUCAACUAGCAAAGAUGAUUCUAAUAGUUCGUACGACAACAGUAGCAGUGGCGGGUCCUACAGCUCAAAUGAAAGUGGUAGCAGUGAUGAGCCUGAUGACUCCCAUGAACAUAGCAAGAGCGAGAGCGAAGAAAGGAAUAAACAAAAACACCAUAAGAGGCACAAACAUCAUAAAACAGAUAAUGAACAUCCAAAUGAUGACAAGAAUGACAGUGAUGAAAAGAAUGAUGACUCUCAUAACCAUAAUAGUGACAGCGAUGAGAAAAAAAAUAAAUCCCCUGAACGCGAAAAGGACUCAAAUGAGGGGGAUAACACUGGUAAUAGUAAUGAGUCCACCAGCAACGAUGAUUCUAACAGUUCAGAUGAAAGUGGUAGCAGCGAUGAGCCUGAUGACUCCCAUGAACAUAAUAAUAACGGCAGUAAUGACAAGAAUAAAAAGAAGCACACACAUAAGAGGUGCAAACACGACAUAAAAGAUAAUAAACAUCCAAGUGACAGUCAUACAAAGGAUGAUGACUCACAUGAGCCCAAGAGCGACAGUGAUGAAAGAGAUAAUGACUCCCAUGGACCCAAGAGUGACAGUCAUGAAAGGGAUAAUAAUUCUCAUGGAUCCAAGAGCGACAGUGACGAAAAGGAUGAUGACUCCCAUGGACCCAAGAGCGAAAGCCACGAGGAUAAAGAUGACAAAAACAAGAACAAAAAGAAGCAUCACAAACGGUGCAAACACCACAACAGAGAUAAUGAACCCAAGAGCGAAAGUGACGAAAGGGAUUAUAAUUCUCAUGGAUCCAAGAGCGGCAGUGAUGAAAGGGAUAAUAAUUCUCAUGGAUCCAAGAGCGGCAGUGAUGAAAAGGAUGAUGACUCCCAUGGAUCCAAGAGCGGCAGUGACGAAAAGGAUGAUGACUCCCAUAAACCCAAGAGUGACAGUCAUGAAAGGGAUAAUAAUUCUCAUGGAUCCAAGAGCGGCAGUGAUGAAAAGGACGAUGACUCCCACGGACCCAAGAGUGACGGUCAUGAAAGGGAUAAUAAUUCUCAUGGAUCCAAGAGCGGCAGUGAUGAAAAGGAUGAUGACUCCCAUGGAUCCAAGAGCGGCAGUGACGAAAAGGAUGAUGACUCCCAUAAACCCAAGAGUGACAGUCAUGAAAGGGAUAAUAAUUCUCAUGGAUCCAAGAGCGGCAGUGAUGAAAAGGACGAUGACUCCCAUGGACCCAAGAGCGGCAGUGAUGAAAGGGAUAAUAAUUCUCAUGGAUCGAAGAGCGGCAGUGAUGAAAAGGACGAUGACUCCCAUGGAUCCAAGAGCGGCAGUGACGAAACUGAUGAUGGCUCCCAUGGACCCAGGAACGAAAGCCACGAGGUCAAAGAUGACAAAAAGAAGCAUCACAAACGGUGCAAACACCACAACAGAGAUAAUGAACCCAGGAGCGACAGUCAUGGAAAAGAUAAUGACUCCCAUGACCAUAACAAAAAUGAAAGCAGUGAUGAGUCUAUUAACAACGGUGACUCUAGCAGCACAGAUGAUUCAAACAGUUCAGAUGACUCCAAUAGUUUAGAUGAAAACAACAGCAGUGAUAAGUCUAAUGACUCUCGUGGACCUAAGAAUGAUAGGGACAAGAAUAAAAAGAAACACCACAAGAAACGCAAACACCACGUAAUAGAUAAUGGACAUCCACGUGACCACAAUAAUGACAGCCAUGAAAAAGAUGAUGACUCCCACGGACCCAAGAGCGACAGUGAUGAAAGGGAUAAUAAUUCUCAUGGAUCCAAGAGCGGCAGUGACGAAAAGGAUGAUGACUCCAAUGGAUCCAAGAGCAACAGUGAUGAAAGGGAUAAUAAUUCUCAUGGAUCCAAGAGCAACAGUGAUGAAAAGGGUGAUGACUCCCAUGGAUCCAAGAGCAACAGUGAUGAAAGGGAUAAUAAUUCUCAUGGAUCCAAGAGCGGCAGUGACGAAAAGGAUGAUGACUCCAAUGGACCCAAGAGUGACAGUUAUGAAAGGGAUAAUAAUUCUCAUGGAUCCAAGAGCGGCAGUGACGAAAGGGAUAAUAAUUCUCAUGGAUCCAAGAGCGGCAGUGACGAAAAGGAUGAUGACUCCAAUGGAUCCAAGAGCAACAGUGAUGAAAGGGAUAAUAAUUCUCAUGGAUCCAAGAGCAACAGUGAUGAAAAGGGUGAUGACUCCCAUGGAUCCAAGAGCAACAGUGAUGAAAGGAAUAAUAAUUCUCAUGGAUCCAAGAGCGGCAGUGACGAAAAGGAUGAUGACUCCAAUGGACCCAAGAGUGACAGUCAUGAAAGGGAUAAUAAUUCUCAUGGAUCCAAGAGCGGCAGUGACGAAAGGGAUAAUAAUUCUCAUGGAUCCAAAAGCGGCAGUGACGAAAAGAAUGAUGACUCCCAUGGACCAAAGAGUGACAGUCAUGAAAGGGAUAAUAAUUCUCAUGGAUCCAAGAGCGGCAGUGACGAAAGGGAUAAUAAUUCUCAUGGAUCCAAAAGCGGCAGUGAUGAAAAGGAUGAUGACCCCCAUGGACCCAAGAGUGACAGUCAUGAAAGGGAUAAUAAUUCUCAUGGAUCCAAGAGCGGCAGUGACGAAAAGGAUGAUGACUCCAAUGGACCCAAGAGUGACAGUCAUGAAAGGGAUAAUAAUUCUCAUGGAUCCAAGAGCGGCAGUGACGAAAGGGAUGAUAAUUCUCAUGGAUCCAAGAGCGGCAGUGACGAAAAGGAUGAUGAUUCCAAUGGAUCCAAGAGCAACAGUGAUGAAAGGGAUAAUAAUUCUCAUGGAUCCAAGAGCAACAGUGAUGAAAAGGGUGAUGACUCCCAUGGAUCCAAGAGCAACAGUGAUGAAAGGGAUAAUAAUUCUCAUGGAUCCAAGAGCGGCAGUGACGAAAAGGAUGAUGACUCCAAUGGACCCAAGAGUGACAGUCAUGAAAGGGAUAAUAAUUCUCAUGGAUCCAAGAGCGGCAGUGACGUAAGGGAUAAUAAUUCUCAUGGAUCCAAAAGCGGCAGUGACGAAAAGAAUGAUGACUCCCAUGGACCAAAGAGUGACAGUCAUGAAAGGGAUAAUAAUUCUCAUGGAUCCAAGAGCGGCAGUGACGAAAGGGAUAAUAAUUCUCAUGGAUCCAAAAGCGGCAGUGAUGAAAAGGAUGAUGACCCCCAUGGACCCAAGAGUGACAGUCAUGAAAGCGGCAGUGACGAAAGGGAUAAUAAUUCUCAUGGAUCCAAAAGCGGCAGUGAUGAAAAGGAUGAUGACCCCCAUGGACCCAAGAGUGACAGUCAUGAAAGGGAUAAUAAUUCUCAUGGAUCCAAGAGCGGCAGUGACGAAAGGGAUAAUAAUUCUCAUGGAUCCAAAAGCGGCAGUGAUGAAAAGGAUGAUGACCCCCAUGGACCCAAGAGUGACAGUCAUGAAAGGGAUAAUAAUUCUCAUGGAUCCAAAAGCGGCAGUGACGAAAAGAAUGAUGACUCCCAUGGACCAAAGAGUGACAGUCAUGAAAGGGAUAAUAAUUCUCAUGGAUCCAAGAGCGGCAGUGACGAAAGGGAUAAUAAUUGUCAUGGAUCCAAAAGCGGCAGUGAUGAAAAGGAUGAUGACUCCCAUGGACCCAAGAGUGACAGUCAUGAAAGGGAUAAUAAUUCUCAUGAAUCCAAGAGCGGCAGUGAUGAAAAGGAUAAUGACUCCCGUGGACCCAAGAGUGACAGUCAUGAAAGGGAUAAUAAUUCUCAUGGAUCCAAGAGCGGCAGUGACGAAAAGAAUGAUGACUCCCAUGGACCAAAGAGUGACAGUCAUGAAAGGGAUAAUAAUUCUCAUGGAUCCAAGAGCGGCAGUGACGAAAGGGAUAAUAAUUCUCAUGGAUCCAAAAGCGGCAGUGAUGAAAAGGAUGAUGACUCCCAUGGACCCAAGAGUGACAGUCAUGAAAGGGAUAAUAAUUCUCAUGAAUCCAAGAGCGGCAGUGAUGAAAAGGAUAAUGACUCCCAUGGACCCAAGAGUGACAGUCAUGAAAGGGAUAAUAAUUCUCAUGGAUCCAAGAGCGGCAGUGACGAAAAGGAUGAUGACUCCCAUGGACCAAAGAGCCAAAGCCACGAGGACAAAGAUGACAAAAACAAGAACAAAAAGAAGCAUCACAAACGGUGCAAACACCACAACAGAGAUAAUGAACCCAAUAGCCAAAGUGAUGAAAAGGAUAAUAAUUCUCAUGGACUCCAGAGUGGCAGUGAUGAAACUGAUGAUGACUCCCACGGACCCAAGAGUGACAGUGAUGAAAAGAGUAAUAACUCCCAUGGACCCAAGAGCGACAGUCAUGAAAGUGAUAAUGAUUCACAUGGACACAAGAGCGACAGUAAUGAAAAGGACAAUGACUCCCAUGAACCCAAGAGCGGUAGUGACGAAAAGGAUGAUGACUCCAAUGGGCCCAAGAGCGACAGCGAUGAAAAAGAUGAUGACUCCCAUGGACUCAAGAGUGACAGUGAUGAAAAGGAUGAUGAAUCUCAUGGACCCAAGGACGACAGCUACGAAGACAAAGAUGAUACACAUAAGAAGAAGCACCACAAAGGGCACAAACACCACAAAAAAGAUAAUGGACCCAAAACCGACAGUCAUGAAAAUGAUGAUGACUCCCAUGGACCCAAAGACAACAGCCAUGAGGACAAUGAUGACACAAAUAAGAACAAGAAGAAGCACCACAAAGGAUGCAAACACCACGUAAAGGACAAUCAUCAUCCACGUGACCACAAGAACGACAGUCACGAAAAGGAUGACUCCUAUGAACCUAAUAGCGACAGCCAAGAGCACAAAGAUGACACUAAUAAGAAGAAGCACCACAAAGAGCGCAAACACCCUACAAAAAAUAAUGGACCCAAGAGCGGCAGUCAUGAAAGACACGUUGGCUCCCAUGACAAUGACAGUGACAGCAAUGAGAAGGGAAAUAAUUCCCCUAGACGCAAAAGGAACUCAAAUAAAAGUGAUAAUACUGAAAAUACUAAUGAGUCCGCUAUCAACGAUGGAUCUAACAGCUCAGAUAAUUCUAACAGCUCAGAUGAAAGUGGUAGCAGCGAUGAGUCUAAUGACUCUCAUAGACCUAAGAAUAAAAGUAAUGAUAAGAAUAAAAAGAAACACCACAAGAAACACAAACACCACGUAACAGAUGAUGAACAUCCAAGCGACCACAAGAAUGAUAGCCAUGAAGAGAAUGACUCUCAAGGACCCAAGAGCAACAGUGAUGAAAAAGAUGAUGAAUCCCAUGGAUCGAGGAGAGACAGCCACGAGGACAAAGAUGACACAAAUAAGAACAAGAAGAAGCACCAUAAACGUUGCAAACACCACGUAAAGGACAAUCAUCGUCCACAUGACCACAAGAAUGACAGUCAUGAAACGGAUGAUGGCUCCCAUAAACCCAAGGACAACAGCAACGAAGACAAAAAUGAUACAGAUAUGAAGAAGCACCACAAAGGGCACAAACACCACAAAAAAGAUAAUGGACGCAAAAGCGACAGUCAUGAAAUGGAUGAUGACGCCCAUGGACCCAAAGACGACAACCAUGAGGACAAUGAUAACACAAAUAAAAACAAGAAGAAGCACCACAAAGGUUGCAAACACCACGUAAAGGACAAUCAUCAUCCACGUGACGACAAGAAUGACAGCCAUGAAAAAGAUGAUGACUCCCAUGGACCCAAGAGCGGCAGUGACGAAAAGGGUGAUGACUCCCAUGGACCUAAGAGCGGCAGUGACAAAAAGGAUGAUGACUCCCAUGGAUCCAAGAGUGACAGUCAUGAAAGGGAUAAUGAUUCCCAUGGAUCGAAGAGUGGCAGUGAUGAAAAGGGUGAUGACUCCCAUGGAUCCAAGAGCGACAGUGACGAAAAGAAUGAAGACUCACAUGGACCCAAGAGUGAUAGCCAUGAAAGGGAUAAUGACUCCCACGGACCCAAGAGCGACAGCCAAGAGGACAAAGAUGACACAAAUAAGAACAAGAAGAAGCACCACAAAGGUUGCAAACACCACGUAAAGGACAAUCAUCAUCCACGUGACGACAAGAAUGACACCCAUGAAAAAGAUGAUGACUCCCAUGGACCCAAGAGCGACAGUGAUGAAAAGGAUGAUAACUCCCAUGGAUCCAAGAGCGGCAGUGACGAAAAGAAUGAAGACUCACAUGGACCCAAGAGUGACAGUCAUGAAAGGGAUAAUGAUUCCCAUGGAUCCAAGAGUGGCAGUGACGAAAAGGGUGAAGACUCCCUUGGACCCAAGAGCGGCAGUGAUGAAAGGGAUAAUGAUUCCCAUGAACCCAAGAGCGGCAGUGACGAAAAGGAUGAUAACUCCCAUGGACCCAAGAGCGACAGUGACGAAAAGGAUGAUGACUCCCACGGACCCAAGAGCGGCAGCCAAGAGGACAAAGCUGACACAAAUAAGAACAAGAAGAAGCACCACAAAGGAUGCAAACACCACGUAAAGGACAAUCAUCAUCCACGUGACCACAAGAUUGACAGUGACGAAAAGGAUGAUGACCCCCAUGGACCCAACAGAGACAGUGACGAAAAGGAUGAAGACUCACAUGGACCCAAGAGUGACAGCCACGAGGACAAAGAUGACACAAAUAAGAACAAGAAGAAGCACCACAAAGGUUGCAAACACCACGUAAAGGACAAUCAUCAUCCACGUGACGACAAGAAUGACACCCAUGAAAAAGAUGAUGAGUCCCACGGACCCAAGAGCGACAGUGAUGAAAAGGGUAAUGACUCCCAUGGAUCCAAGAGUGACAGUGAUGAAAAGGGUGAUGACUCCCUUGGAUCCAAGAGUGGCAGUGACGAAAAGGAUGAUGUCUCCCAUGGAUCCAAGAGCGGCAGUGACGAAAAGGAUGAUGACUCCCUUGGAUCCAAGAGUGGCAGUGAUGAAAAGGGUAAUGACUCCCAUGGAUCCAAGAGCGGCAGCGACGAAAAGGAUGAUGACUCCCUUGGACCCAAGAGCGGCAGUGAUGAAAAGGGUAAUGACUCCCAUGGAUCCAAGAGCGGCAGUGACGAAAAGGAUGAUGACUCCCUUGGACCCAAGAGCGGCAGUGAUGAAAAGGAUGAUGGCUCCCAUGGACCCAAGAGCGACAGUGAUGAAAAGAAUGAAGACUCACAUGGACCCAAGAGUGACAGUCAUGAAAGGGAUAAUGAUUCCCAUGGAUCCAAGAGCGGCAGUGACGAAAAGGAUGAUGACUCCCAUGGGCCCAAGAGCGGCAGUGACGAAAAGAAUGAAGACUCACAUGGACCCAAGAGUGAAAGCCAUGAAAGGGAUAAUGAUUCCCAUGGAUCCAAGAGCGGCAGUGACGAAAAGGAUGAUGACUCCCAUGGGCCCAAGAGCGGCAGUGACGAAAAAAAUGAAGACUCACAUGGACCCAAGAGUGAAAGCCAUGAAAGGGAUAAUGAUUCCCAUGGAUCCAAGAGCGGCAGUGACGAAAAGGAUGAUGACUCCCAUGGGCCCAAGAGUGACAGCCACGAGGACAAAGAUGACACAAAUAAGAACAAGAAGAAGCACCACAAAGGUUGCAAACACCACGUAAAGGACAAUCAUCAUCCACGUGACGACAAGAAUGACACCCAUGAAAAAGAUGAUGACUCCCAUGGACCCAAGAGCGACAGUGAUGAAAAGGAUGAUAACUCCCAUGGAUCCAAGAGCGGCAGUGACGAAAAGAAUGAAGACUCACAUGGACCCAAGAGUGACAGUCAUGAAAGGGAUAAUGAUUCCCAUGGAUCCAAGAGCGGCAGUGACGAAAAGGGUGAAGACUCCCUUGGACCCAAGAGCGGCAGUGAUGAAAAGGAUGAUGGCUCCCAUGACCACAAAAAUGACAGUAAUGAAACUAAAGAUGGCUCCGAUGAAGGUAAAAGUGUUGAAUCUCAACAAAUAAUAACUCAUAAAUGUAAACGUCAUCCUCCACAUAAACACAGAGUAAGACAUGUCAAAGUUAUUCCAAAACGGAGACAUCAUGCUAGGAGACACAAGUGUCAUGCUCAUGGCAAACCCUUGUCUGACGAAAGUAAUAACCAACAAAAUGAUACAUCAGGGUCUCAUUGUACUGGAAGACAUAAGACGAAACAUCAUCCGAAAUGCCAUAGAAAAUGCGAUGGAAUUAACUGUUAUAAAUAUAAAGAUUUAAAUGACAGAGAUCCCAAAGAUGACAAGUCAAGUGAUGAAAAUACUUCUAAUGAUCGAAACAAUAAAGAUAAUGAUAGCAAUGAUAAUAAUUCUGUAAAAGAAGAGACUAGCGAAGAAUCAAAUGAAUCUCCGGGAAAUAGUAAAAGUGAUGACCAUGAUGACUCUAAAGAUAAAGAUACUGAGAGUCAAGAUAGCGAGUAUAACGAAAGUUCACCUAAGCAUAUUCACAAACGCAGUGCCGAAAAGAAAUGUAAGAGAAGACAUCACAAAAAACCUAAAGAUGAUUCUUCAAGUUCUAGUAGUCAUACUAGUGAAAGUAGCGAAUCGAAUAGCUCUGACGAACCCAACAACACUAGUGAAUAUGACAAGAGUAAUGAGUCCAAUAGUAAUUCGAGUGAAAAUAGUGAAAAUGACUCUAAUGGUAAGGAUAAAUCGGACAGCAAAGAUAGAUCUGAUAACAAAAGUAAAUCCAAUAGUUCAGAUGAGAACGAUAGCACAAGCAAACCUGCCAGCACUGAUGAAAAUGACAGCAGUAAUGAAGCCAAGAAUACUAGUGAAAGUGAUAGCUCCAGUGGAUCCAGUGACUCCAGUAGCACUGAUGAGAGUGGUAACUCCAGUGAACCCAGUGAAUCAAACAGUACUGGUGAGAGUGGUAACUCCAGUGGACCCAGUGAAUCAGACAGUACUGGUGAGAGUGGUAACUCCAGUGGACCCAGUGAAUCAAACAGUACUGGUGAGAGUGGUAACUCCAGUGGACCCAGUGAAUCAAACAGUACUGGUGAGAGUGGUAACUCCAGUGGACCCAGUGAAUCAAACAGUACUGGUGAGAGUGGUAACUCCAGUGGAUCCAGUGAAUCAAACAGUACUGGUGAGAGUGGUAACUCCAGUGAACCCAGUGAAUCAAACAGUACUGGUGAGAGUGGUAACUCCAGUGGACCCAGUGAAUCAAACAGUACUGGUGAGAGUGGUAACUCCAGUGAACCCAGUGAAUCAAACAGUACUGGUGAGAGUGGUAACUCCAGUGGACCCAGUGAAUCAAACAGUACUGGUGAGAGUGGUAACUCCAGUGGACCCAGUGAAUCAAACAGUACUGGUGAGAGUGGUAACUCCAGUGAACCCAGUGAAUCAAACAGUACUGGUGAGAGUGGUAACUCCAGUGGACCCAGUGAAUCAAACAGUACUGGUGAGAGUGGUAACUCCAGUGGACCCAGUGAAUCAAACAGUACUGGUGAGAGUGGUAACUCCAGUGAACCCAGUGAAUCAAACAGUACUGGUGAGAGUGGUAACUCCAGUGGACCCAGUGAAUCAAACAGUACUGGUGAGAGUGGUGACUCCAGUGGACCCAGUGAAUCAAACAGUACUGGUGAGAGUGGUAACUCCAGUGGACCCAGUGAAUCAGACAGUACUGGUGAGAGUGGUAACUCCAGUGAAUCAAACAGUACUGGUGAGAGUAGUAACUCCAGUGAAUCCAGUGAAUCAAACAGUACUGGUGAGAGUAGUAACUCCAGUGAAUCCAGUGACUCUGGUAGUGCAGAUGAGAGUGGUAACUCCAGUGAACCCAGUGAAUCAGACAGUACUGGUGAGAGUGGUAACUCCAGUGAACCCAGUGAAUCAAACAGUACUGGUGAGAGUGGUAACUCCAGUGGACCCAGUGAAUCAAACAGUACUGGUGAGAGUGGUAACUCCAGUGAACCCCGUGACUCCGGUAGUGCAGAUGAGAGUGGUAACUCCAGUGGACCCAGUGAAUCAGAAAGUACUGGUGAGAGUGGUAACUCCAGUGAACCCAGUGAAUCAGACAGUACUGAUGAGAGUGGUAACUCCAGUGGACCCAGUGAAUCAAACAGUACUGGUGAGAGUGGUAACUCCAGUGGACCCAGUGAAUCAAACAGUACUGGUGAGAGUGGUAACUCCAGUGAACCCAGUGAAUCAGACAGUACUGGUGAGAGUGGUGACUCCAGUGGACCCAGUGAAUCAAACAGUACUGGUGAGAGUGGUAACUCCAGUGGACCCAGUGAAUCAAACAGUACUGGUGAGAGUGGUAACUCCAGUGAACCCAGUGAAUCAGACAGUACUGGUGAGAGUGGUGACUCCAGUGAACCCAGUGAAUCAGACAGUACUGGUGAGAGUGGUAACUCCAGUGAACCCCGUGACUCCGGUAGUGCAGAUGAGAGUGGUAACUCCAGUGGACCCAGUGAAUCAAACAGUACUGGUGAGAGUGGUAACUCCAGUGAACCCAGUGAAUCAGACAGUACUGGUGAGAGUGGUGACUCCAGUGAACCCAGUGAAUCAGACAGUACUGGUGAGAGUGGUAACUCCAGUGAACCCCGUGACUCCGGUAGUGCAGAUGAGAGUGGUAACUCCAGUGGACCCAGUGAAUCAAACAGUACUGGUGAGAGUGGUAACUCCAGUGAACCCAGUGAAUCAGACAGUACUGGUGAGAGUGGUAACUCCAGUGAACCCAGUGAAUCAGACAGUACUGGUGAGAGUGGUAACUCCAGUGAACCCAGUGAAUCAAACAGUACUGGUGAGAGUGGUAACUCCAGUGAACCCAGUGAAUCAGACAGUACUGGUGAGAGUGGUAACUCCAGUGAACCCCGUGACUCCGGUAGUGCAGAUGAGAGUGGUAACUCCAGUGGACCCAGUGAAUCAAACAGUACUGGUGAGAGUGGUAACUCCAGUGGACCCAGUGAAUCAGACAGUACUGGUGAGAGUGGUAACUCCAGUGGACCCAGUGAAUCAAACAGUACUGGUGAGAGUGGUAACUCCAGUGAACCCAGUGAAUCAGACAGUACUGGUGAGAGUGGUAACUCCAGUGAACCCAGUGAAUCAAACAGUACUGGUGAGAGUGGUAACUCCAGUGAACCCAGUGAAUCAGACAGUACUGACAGUACUGGUGAGAGUGGUAACUCCAGUGAACCCCGUGACUCCGGUAGUGCAGAUGAGAGUGGUAACUCCAGUGGACCCAGUGAAUCAAACAGUACUGGUGAGAGUGGUAACACCAGUGGACCUAGUGAAUCAAACAGUACUGGUGAGAGUGGUAACACCAGUGAACCCAGUGAAUCAGACAGUACUGGUGAGAGUGGUGACUCCAGUGAACCCAGUGAAUCAACCAGUACUGGUGAGAGUGGUAACUCCAGUGGACCCAGUGAAUCAAACAGUACUGGUGAGAGUGGUAACACCAGUGAACCCAGUGAAUCAGACAGUACUGGUGAGAGUGGUGACUCCAGUGAACCCAGUGAAUCAACCAGUACUGGUGAGAGUGGUAACUCCAGUGAACCCAGUGAAUCAGACAGUACUGGUGAGAGUGGUAACUCCAGUGGACCCAGUGAAUCAAACAGUACUGGUGAGAGUGGUAACACCAGUGAACCCAGUGAAUCAGACAGUACUGGUGAGAGUGGUAACUCCAGUGGACCCAGUGAAUCAGACAGUACUGGUGAGAGUGGUGACUCCAGUGAACCCAGUGAAUCAACCAGUACUGGUGAGAGUGGUAACUCCAGUGAACCCAGUGAAUCAGACAGUACUGGUGAGAGUGGUAACUCCAGUGGACCCAGUGACACCAGUAGUUCAGAUGAGAGUGGCAACUCCAGCGGACCCAGUAAAUCUGAUAGCACUGAUGAAUCCAACAAUACUAGUGAAAAUAGCGACAAUGAUGAAUCUAGCAAUAGUAGCAAUACUAAUGAAAAUAGCAGUGAUGAAUCUAACAGUACAGGUGAAUACAACGGUACUGACGAAACUGACAGCAGUGAUGAAUCUAGUGAAAGCAACGAUUACAGUGUAAGUGACGAAACCAGUGAUAGCGAUGCAUCUAGUAAGAGUUACGAUACUAGUGAAAGUUCCGAUUCUAGCGAUAGUAACGGAAACAGCGAUAGUGAUAGCAGAAGCGAAAGUUUCGAGUCAAACGAAAGCUACGAUUCAAGCGAAAGUAACGAUUUCAGCGAAAGUGACGAAUCCAGUGAAAGCUAUGAAACAAGCGAAAGCGAUUCAUCUAGUGCAAGCGAUUCGUCUAGUGACAGCGAUUCAUCCAGUGAUAGCGAUUCAUCCAGUGAUAGCGAUUCAUCCAGUGAUAGCGAUUCAUCCAGUGAUAGCGAUUCAUCCAGUGAUAGCGAUUCAUCAAGCGAUAGUGAAAGUGACUCAACUGAUGAAGAUUCCUCCAAUGAUGAUGAUAAUGGAGUAAGAAAAAGAUGUAACAGUAGAUGCGCAGUAUGUGGCAAAAGAGGUCACACAAUCAUUGAUACCAACAAUAAUACCAAAGAGGAUUCAGAUCAAAAUUCCUCAAAUGAUUCCACGGACAAUAAACGCCUUAGAGGUAAUGGGAAGAAAUGUCAUAGAAAUCACCGCAGGGUAAAUUCUAAUAGCACGGCUGAAAGUAGUGACUCAUCUGACACAAGCAAAUCUUCUUCUGAAAGCGGAGAUGCUAACAGCCAUAUCAGAAAACCACGUGGAAAUAGAGUUAAAACUCAUAAAUCAAAAAUUCAUAAAAGAUCUACUGAAUAUAAAGGACACAAAAAGACUUCACGCGAUUCGAAUGAAAGCGACAAUGAUAAGGACAUUAAAAAGAAUGAUAAAGAAAAUAAAAACCAAGGUAAUGAAGGUAAAACACGUGCUUGCAAGAAAGGAAAAGAUAAAACUGAAGACAGCAACAAAAACAAAGAUACAAACGCUAAAAGAGAAUAUAAGAAAAAGAUAACAGUUUCACGCACAAUUACGCGCAGGAAACGUUCAAUGCAUACUUCAAAUAAAACACAUAAAACUAAGAAAAGGAUAAUAAGAAGAUCACACGGUAACGAAAUCGUUGAAAGCCAAGAAUUUGAGACCCAUACCAUAGCCGCUAAGAAAUCUGAAUCAAGUACAAUCGACAAAGAUGUAGGUGGAAAACACUAUAGCCAAGUUCGCGAAAAUACAGAAGAACAAAAACAAGAAGGAAAGAGUUACCACGAUUCCAAAACAGAACGCGAUUCCAAAGGUGCAGUCAAAAAAGAAACUGUAGAUGAAAAACAAGAACAUGGACAGUAUAAAGCCGAAAGAUACGAAAAAGACUCGGUAAAGAGUGACACGGAAAAUAUUGAGAAUGAAAGAAGAGAUAAACAGGAGAGCGAAUAUGACUUGUACUAUAAGAAUAAAAAGACUUACCACUCUCGUAAACAUGGCGAUUCUGAUGAAGAUAGGAGUUAA
Molecule: messenger RNA, 14550 nt
Organism: Spodoptera littoralis (African cotton leafworm)
Lineage: Eukaryota; Metazoa; Arthropoda; Insecta; Lepidoptera; Noctuidae
Source: the annotation of a GenBank genome assembly